AUGUCCGCUCAAGCAACCCUCUUCACCAAUGGCCGCAUUUUUCUCUCCGGAGUAAACCCCGGCACCAACGCCGGUCUCACCCGGUCCCCAACAUUUGCCGACUGCAUGCUCGUCCGUGGUGACAAGAUUGAACAUGUCGGCUCAUCUUCAGAUGAGGUCAUCAGCACGGCUCUUGCCUCCAGAUCAGUAACCACCCAUGACCUCCAAGGAAAAACCGUUCUCCCUGGAUUCGUUGAUGGGCAUCUUCAUCUCAUGCUCCUUGGUCAAGCUCUCAACAAGCUUGACCUGGUGAGAUGCAAAGACCUCGAAGAAAUCCGUUCAACCAUCAGAGAAUAUGCUGCCGCCAACCCAGACAUGCCUCGCAUCUUAUGCAGAGGAUACAUGCACAUUCAACUUCCCAACGGAGCCACAGCCGCUGACCUGGACGACCUCGACGAGCUCAACCGUCCCAUCCUCAUCGACUCCAAAGACCUUCACUCAACCUGGUGCAACACAGCCGGCAUCAAAGAACUCGGCGCAGAAAACUGGGCCGACGUCCCAGGCGGCGUCAUCAAAAGGAACUCCAACGGCAAGCUCACCGGCGUCUUCGCCGAAGCAGCCAACAUCACUUACGUUUGGCCCUAUCUCGCCAGCGUAGCCUCCAUGGAAGAGCGUACAGCCGCCAUCCGCUCCGCCGUCACAGCCUACCACGAAGCAGGCUACACCGGCAUGAUCGACAUGGCCAUGGACGAAGGCGCCUGGGAAGCCAUCCAAGCCCUCAUCGCAACCGACGGCUCCAUCCCCAUCCGCCUCGCCUGCUACUGGCUCGUCAAGCCCCUCCCAACCGAAGCCGAAACCCUCGCCCAAGUCGACCGCGCCAUCGAGCUCGCCUCCCAGUUCAACGCCUCCACCGCCCCCGACUGCCGCAUCGUCGGCAUCAAGGUAAUCUGCGACGGCAUCAUCGACGCCUGCACCGCCGGCCUCUCCCAGCCCUACGAGCACAACUCCCACUUCGAAGUCCCCCUCUGGACCCACGCCCAGCUCGAACCAGUCGUCAAACGCGCCAACGCCGCCGGCCUCCAAAUCGCCCUCCACGCCAUCGGCGACGCAACCAUCAAGAUGGUAGUCGACAUCCUCUCCGCCCACGCCAACCCAGACAACCGCCCCCGAGUAGAGCACAUCGAGCUCGCCAGCGCAGAAGACGCCGCCCGCCUGGGCCAAAACCGCAUCACAGCCUCCAUCCAGCCCGUCCACGCCGACCCAGCCAUCCUCAAAGCCUGGCCCAAACUCCUCGGCCAGCACCGCUGCGGUAGAGCCUUUGCCUACCGCGAAUUCGCCGACCACGGCGCGCCCCUCGCUCUGGGAAGCGACGCCCCUACCGCACCUCACGCCCCGCUUGGAAACGUCUAUGUGGCCACCACCCGCAAAUCAUACCGCGAGCCGGAGCUCGAAACAGCCGUCAACCCUCAUUUUGCCCUCGGACUGUGCGAGUCUGUCGCCGCGGCUACGGAAGGGGCAGCCUACAGUUGCUUUGACGACCACAGAAUAGGCUCGUUGAAGAAGGGUCACAAAGCUGACUUUGUCGUCGUGGACAUGGAGUGGGAAAAUGAGAAGCUGAUGCAGUCCAAGAUUACAGAGACGUGGUACGACGGGAACAAGGUGUUUUCGGCUUGA
Molecule: messenger RNA, 1653 nt
Organism: Podospora anserina S mat+
Lineage: Eukaryota; Fungi; Ascomycota; Sordariomycetes; Sordariales; Podosporaceae
Exons: 1
Coding region: 1-1653 (550 amino acids)
Molecular function (GO): hydrolase activity, acting on carbon-nitrogen (but not peptide) bonds
Source: RefSeq, a predicted model, not a curated record